Messenger RNA from Brenthis ino (lesser marbled fritillary), 2874 nucleotides. The record is from the annotation of a GenBank genome assembly. NCBI's taxonomy places the organism in Eukaryota, Metazoa, Arthropoda, Insecta, Lepidoptera, Nymphalidae.
AUGUCGGUACAUUGGAGUUCAGAGAUCAUGAAAUGGGAGUAUAGGGAAUUGCAGGCCACAGCAAUGUCUGUUGAUUAUUCGGGUAAUAAUGUACUGUUGGCUGGGCGCAGGUGGCUGGCUAUUAAAUCCAUUAGUAUUGAAGAUAAUGAGGGUGAUAUUGUCAAAAAAUAUCCACGCCACAGCAAAUAUGACGCUGCUGGAGCCGAAUGGUGUCAGACAUAUCCAGGACAAAAGCUUUGUGCGAUAGCGAGUAAUCAACAUGUAGAUGUAUAUGAGUGGCGUGCUGGAAAUGAUUUGACUUGUAUAAGCUCACUUCGAGGGCAUACGAGAGUCGUCAGUGACACACAUUUUCACAGACAGGAUCACAACUUAAUUGCAACAUGUUCUAUAGAUACUUUUACAUACCUUUGGGAUUUGCGAGAUACUAGAAAACCUGUGUGCUCUUUAAGUGCUGUUGCGGGGGCUUCUCAAGUGCAAUGGAAUAAAGUAGCAUCACAUUUAGUUGCCACUGCACAUGAUGGAGAUAUAAAGAUAUGGGAUUAUAGAAAAAGUUCCUCUCCUUUACAUUAUAUUUCUGCUCACCUUUGCAAAAUUCAUGGUGUUGACUGGAGCCCUCACCAUGAAUACCAACUUGUUACUUCUAGUCAUGAUGGCAGUAUCAAGUAUUUUGAUAUUAAUAAUGCUAGACGGCCAGAAAAUGUGAUAAUGACAAAUUUUCCUGUCUGGAGAGCUAUUUACACUCCUUUCGGGAGUGGAUUAUUGACUAUUGGAGUGGGGUGGGGUGGUUUGCCUCGGGUGGAACAAGCUGGGGUUAUAGGAAUAUGGGUAGGUAGAUCACUAACACACAGACUAGUAGGACACACUGAUACAGUACAGACUAUGGUGUGGAGGCCAAACACACUGCCAUCUAAUUAUCAACUGGUUACUUGGGGCAGAGACCAGACACUUAGAUUGUGGACAAUGCACCCAUCUCUACUCAGAAUGUGCUUACAUUACUUACCGGACAGCCCAGAAAAUGAAGAUAACAAUAGUGACAUUUCAGCAGCUAAUUAUGAAUCCACUGUCAGCUCAAUGAGUGAUCUCUCUGCUAGUGAUAAAUGUCAGGAAAUUCAAAUGAACAAAAUUUUUCAUAAAACAACUACCUCAAUAGAUGAAGAAUUUGAAUCUAUCAGAGAGAUGGCAAAUAUAGAAGUGACAGAUAUGAACAUUGAAACUAGGACCUGCCAGAUACAUUCAGAACGCAACGGUUACACUGCCAACCUCCAAGUGACCUUCCCUAGAAAUGUUACUGAACAGACUAUACCAAAGUUUUCCUGGUUAUCAGGAACAAAUGUAGAUAGUGCUACCACCAUUAAAAUUUUACAAUCUAUUAACAGAACAGCGUAUAGAAAGAAAAAGGAAGGACAUAGAUGUUUGUUACACUGCCUUAAAACAUUAGCCACAUCUAUAGAUGAGAUUCCAGUUAAAUUAAAUGAAGACUCAGAUUCGAUGAAGUCAAGCCAAAGAAGUCAAUCAGAAAGUGAGAACGCUGGAGACUCCUGCAUACCUUUUCCUAGAACAUGCGGUGCUAAGUGGGGUGGUGUUAGUACAUUAGUGGUAUUUAAUAGACCCCAAAAUACAAGACGACUAUCAUUAAAACCAGAAACUGGUACACCCAGGUCGAUGUCAUCGUUGUCGCUCAACCCAGGGUUGUUUACUACAAACUAUACGUCCGUAUCGCCUCACGCGACCACAACGCCCUCUCCGACCAACGCGUCCGGCUUCCCUCAGUUACUUCACCGACACGCGUCUAAUUCGAUCACGACAUUUUAUUUCCAAGAUCGAUGGAAAGCUCAAAGUCGUCGUGCAGGAAGCAUACGUAGUCGUGGCAGUAUAUCGGGGUGUACGCCGCCCAGGGUGGUGCUGUACGAGGCGUGCAAUCUCUUCCCUCUGAACAGGACACUCGCUGAGAAAUACGUCAUCAAUGCUGAUAAUCCUGUUGAUAUGUGCGAACGAAACGCAAAAGUGGCGUCAGAAGAGGGUGAAGGGGAGUUGUCACACGCGUGGGGUCUCGCCGCACUCGCCGCUAAGUCACUGGAAACCAAGCCAGUAGACCACCUCAUGUCCAGCGAGGAGAGCAUGGGCUGGGUGGGACACCCGCUAUGCUGUAACCUAGUACAAGCAUUAAUAUCACACUAUGCCAAGUUCUCUGACUUGCAAAUGGCAGCCAUGUUGACUUGUGCGUUUGCGGUCUUCAAUGACACUAAUAGUUCUAGCGCACAAUCUAUCAUAAGCACAUCAAGCUGCGGCAAUAGUACUUCACCAUACAGCACAGUCAACCAAUAUAGCGAGAUUGUUACGGAUGGAUGGACGUUACCAAUUUUACGCAGUAACUCGUGCUCCGAGGCAGAAAAUUUAAACGCAGAUUACAGUGUUACCAAGUCUGAGCCCUCGUCGUGUGUGAUAGACGAGGCCACAGUUCAUCUUUAUCACUGCUUUAAACGUGUUUACGCGGACAUUUUGCAUAGGUGGCAGCUUUUAUAUAAAAGAACUGAGGUGAUGAAGCUGGUGCGUCGCGCGGCCGGCGGCGCGGAGGAGGCGGCGGGCGAGGCGGCGUGGGAGUGCGCGCGCUGCGGCCGCACCGUGCGCAGCGCGGCGUGCGGCGCGUGCCGGCGCCUGGCGCUGCGCUGCGCCGUGUGCUCGCGCGGGUGCGCGGCCUCGCCGUGGCCUGCGCGCUCUGCUCGCACGUCGCGCACGCGCACCACAUGCUCGCUUGGUUCGCAGAACACGACACGUGCCCUACGGGUUGCGGCUGCAAAUGCGUUAUUGAAGGCAACUCGUUAUGGAAAGGAGCCAAGUAUUGACACUCUGAUGACUAGCCGCUUCUACGACACA